Molecule: messenger RNA, 5682 nt
Organism: Zootermopsis nevadensis
Lineage: Eukaryota; Metazoa; Arthropoda; Insecta; Blattodea; Termopsidae
Biological process (GO): regulation of transcription by RNA polymerase II
Cellular component (GO): nucleus
Molecular function (GO): zinc ion binding; RNA polymerase II cis-regulatory region sequence-specific DNA binding; DNA-binding transcription activator activity, RNA polymerase II-specific
Source: RefSeq, a predicted model, not a curated record
CUGUAAUGGAUGCGUGGAAAGUGUAGAAAUUUUUAAUAUGUCAGGAAUAAAACGACGCUGUGCAGCAUUAAACUGUCGGAGCACCACUUCAUUAACACAUCGCUUUCCAAAAGAUUACGAAAGGAUAUUUGGGGGACGAACAUAUUUUGAACAGGAAUCACAGAAUUUUUCCUUUAGCAUUCAGCCUCUCUGAAAAUCAGCCAAUUUCAGUUGUAGGUUUGAUAGUGUGGUAUCAGUUUCCACAAAAAAUUGAGAACAAGGUGCCGAAUAUGGGCGGAACGUGCUGGUUGUCUGCACUUGUUAGAGAAAGGUGUAGACGUACUUAACACAUCUUACAGACUUUGUUCAGAUCAUUUCCAUGAUAGAGCUUAUACAUCUACAGAGAGGAGACGACUUUCAAACUAUGCCCUUCCAGAAAUAUUCACCCAUAACUCUGGAACUUUUGAGACUGAAAACAUGUCCCACUUCAUGGCGGAGGAACCAAGAGAAAUGAGUGCUGAUCUGCUGUGCCGUGUGUGUGCAUGUGCAAGCGAGGAGUUGGUGCCUGUGUUUGGGGAGAAAGGUUUGGAACUGCAGCUUCUUGACAAGAUUCACACCCAUCUGCCCAUCAUGGUAACUGCAGAAGAUUUGCUGCCAGUUAAUGUGUGUUUGGAUUGUAUCUACAGACUAGAAAUGUGCCAUGAAUUUGUUCAUGGUUGUUUGGAAGCAGAUGCAAAGCUAAGAGAAAUUCUUUGUUUGGAUACAGAUAAUGAGGUGUACUUUGAAGGAUAUAAUGAAGAUGAAUGCAGUACAAAUCAAAGUCCUUUGGAGGUGACUCAGGAACUAGACAAUGAACAAGAUACAAAUGUGUUUGGGGAUUCAUGUGAUACACAAGAUGGCAGCAGUUGUGAUGUGGAAGAUACGGAUAUGAUGAGUAAUAAUCUAGAUGAUUCUUAUGCACAAGAUAAGUAUGUGAUCGAAGAUGAGGCUGAUGCACAAUUAGAUGAUUAUCAGAACUCUACUGAUCACAUGCCAGAAGAGGCUGCUGCUGUUCAGUCAAUAUCUGAAGAGGUUGAUGAAAGUCACUCACUGGAAACAGGGAAACCAAAAUUCACAGUAGUAGUUGUGAAAAUGAAGAAUACUAGCAGCAUGACUCAAGAUGCUCAGAUAGAAAAGGCUUUAGAUGUUCUGAAGAAUGUACAGACUUCUUCACAGUCUGUAACCGAGAAACAAGAAUUUGUUAAUCAGGAAACACUGGAGCAACCACAAAAAAAGGAACUAUGUUUAGAAUCGUCUGAUACUGAACCUCCUGAUUGUCUUUUUGAUGAAUCAUCUACCAUGGAUCAUCCUGUUGUAUCAAAUGAAGACACAAAACCAGAACCAAGUGUGUAUGAUGAAACGUUUUCCACAGUAUUUACUGAAAAUGAAGUACGUGAAGAAGGAAUUGUUCAAGUUGAUUCAAGGAAAGUUUCGGUGGAUCAUUCAUACACACAUUGCGAUCAGACAAGUUAUUGUUGUAUGUACUGCAAGAAAACUGUUGUUGGUAAAGUUAAUCUUGCAUCACAUCAAACAGUUUCUCACCCUGAUAAAGUAUUCUGCUGCCCAGAAUGUGAUGUAAUCAUUUAUGAAUCUAAGCAGUUUUUUGAGGAGCAUAAGAAAAAACAUUUCAGAAAAUCAGAAUGUGGUGAAGGCACCUUUAAAGCGAAUUGGCUGACGUGUGAAAAUUAUUUUGAGGAGAGUAAAUCUGUUGAACCAGGCAAUGGAAAUAUAAGUGUCAGUGAAAUGUUUGAUUACAAGAAGAGUGAAAAAGACAUUGAAACUUACAAAACUGGUUUGUUGGAGGUAGUUGUUAAAUCUGGUACAGUGUUGCCGUCGUUAAAAAUCUCAGAACCAGACAUGGCUGCUUUACAUGAAAAGGUUCAUAAACAAACAGACAGGCAGGGUGCAGUUGAAAUUGUGAAGGUAGCCGACAUUCAUGUUGAACCACAGAGAUACCUCCUUAAAAAGGGGAUAUUUCAAAGUAAUUUAGAAUUUCGUGUGAAAAUAUCUAAAAACUUCAAAAAUAUUGACAGUAAUGAUAGGUCAAAGAUUACAGGAAUAAUUAGGGGUAUUAUUAAGAAGUUAGAAAAUGAAAGAACAAAAGUUGUAGGAACAGAACGAUGUUCGCGCAGCAAUGAGGUAGUGCAGACAGCAGCUGGUACUGAAGAAAUUUCAUCACAAAAGGCUAAGAGAAGAAUAAAACACAGGCAUUGGAGAUGCAAACAGUGUGACCACUUAUCUGUUUCAUGGGAAGAACAUGUCAAACACAUUUGGGCUCAUCCUCCGGUGUCACUCCCCUGUGCUUACUGCGAUAAGCGAUUCUCUUCCAAGGCAAGACUUCAGUUUCACGCUUCCAUACACACACAGGAGAAACCAUUCAUCUGUGAAUAUUGUGGGAAAGGUUUUUGGAACACGCAGUCACUUAAGAAUCAUCUGUACACGCAUGAUGAAAGUGAGAAAAUGUUUGAAUGUAAACACUGUGGGAAGAAGUUUGGGACAAGAGCGGGCUAUGACAGUCAUUGUGCUAGCCACACAAAAGCAUCAUAUCUAUGUGAUGUUUGUGGCAAGAGCAUGAAACAUAUCAGUAGUCUGAGGUUACACAAGUUGACCCAUGUUGAUCCCACUUUCUUCAGAAGACAUUGUUGUGCUGUGUGUGGGAAAGCUUGUCGGAACAGAUAUCUUCUCACAGAACACAUGCGUACCCACACCAAUGAACGCCCUUUCAAGUGUUUGCACUGUGAAGAGUGUUUCCAUAAGAGAAGUCAGUUGUCUCAACACAUGCUGAUUCAUGGUGAUCCUCGUCAGCACAUAUGUUCUGUGUGUGGAAAAGGUUUUAACCGUAUGGGAAACUUAAAGAUGCAUGCGAAGACACAUCAGCGCUCUACUAAACACGUGUGCAAAAUCUGUAAGGACACAUUUACAUGCUUGGGGGAACUGCUUAGUCAUCGCAAGAUGCACACCAAAGAAGAGGUUGAAGAAGCAAUGCAGUUGUGUGAAAGACAGGGUUCUAAUCCUUCAGUAUAUGUGUGUGAGGUAUGUGGAAAGCAACUAGCAAGUAAGCUCACUCUUAAAUACCAUAUGAUGAGCCACGAUGGAGAUAAACCCUUUCCUUGUGAAACAUGUGGGAAAAAAUUUCCUCUUAAGACAAAAUUGCAGUUACACCAAAAAAUACACAGCAGUAAGAGGCCUUACUCAUGCAGUUUUUGCAAUGAAGGGUUUCAGACCAAACAGUAUAAGAUCAUCCAUGAAAGGAUACACACAGGUGAAAAACCAUAUAAAUGUACACAGUGCACUAAAGCGUUCCGCUCAAGAAUGAUUCUGAAUCAGCAUAUGUUGGUUCAUUCUGAUCUUCGACCAUUUAAGUGCUCUCUGUGUGACAAGGGAUUCAGACGUCGGGACACGCUCGACACUCAUUUGCGCAUACACACCGGUGAACGACCCUAUUCUUGCAACAUAUGUGGCCGCGGUUUCAAACAAAAGGGGGACUGUAACAAACACCAGCGGACACAUUUUAAAGGACGCAGGGUAGUGGAAGUUGAAGAAGCUCCAGUUGAUGUCACCUUUACUUGUAUUCUGUGUGGACUUUCCUUUGACCAGAAGGAAGAACUUUAUGGUCAUCUUGAGGAAUUUCACACAUCAGAUAUGAUUGUUGCUUCAGAUGCCAUGGUAAUGAAUACAGAAGGUCUUGUCUCAAUUCCAGAAAUAGUCCAGGAUGAUAAAACUCUAAUAGUGCAAAACUUUGGUUCAGAAUGUGAUACAAGUUGAAACUAUGCUGAAAGCAAAAGACCUGUAUGAUGUGUGUCAAUACAUUCAGGUACUUUAGCCACAUUUUAGAUUUAUUUUCUCUACCUUAUUUAGCUGUGACUAUAGAACAAAGGUUUUAUUACAAAAGAAUAAUCUACAAUCUUAAAAUCUGAAACAGAGCAAAAUACUCCACUAGGACAAAUGUACAUUACUAGUACAAAACUCUUAGGUUGCCCUUUGUUUCAUGUGUACUCACUGUAUUGUGAUAGUAAAAGUAAGCAGGAAGUGAAUAUCAUACAACAUGUUGUUAUAGGAAGACAUGAUGACCUACAGCAAGUCAUGUUACUAAAGCAGUGCACUGUUACAACCCAAAAAAUUGCUGUUCCAUGAAUGGAAGUUUGAUUUUAUAUUUAGGUGGUGUAUAGCUGAAUCAGUAAAAUUAUUACUACAAAGUGGAUGAACAGGAUUAAGUUCCCAGCAGAAUUAGAUAUUUUUUCCACAUCAGGAACAUUUCUGGGGUUCACGAAACCUCCCUGAAACUGGGUACUGAGCCUCUUGUCCUCAGGGAUGAAACAGACAGAGAAAAACUGCUAAGGUGUACAGGUGAGGAUUUUUAACCUCCAUGCCCUGUCCAUACCUUCAUUGCAUGUUGCUUCAGCACAUGGGGAACUUCAUUAGUUUAAUGUGAAUAUUAUUUUAUAUACAGUAAUUAUUAUGGUAGAUAGAUACCUGCAAUGAUCAGACACAGUAUUUCUGUUGGUCAAAUAUUAUUGCCCUAUCCUGUAAAAGUGCACAGUGUGCACUGAAUAGGCACAUUCAACAGGCAAGCUCAAAGCAGCAGUAGUGGUCUUAUGUAAAGUGGUCAUUAAAUUUUUCUGAUGUAAAUGACUCAGCGAUACUUUGUAAAAAAAUUUCCAUUGUUGCAUUUAAUCAAGUACAUUAUGUGUUAUCAAAUUUCUUAUGUACAGGCAGCUGGAGAAAUUUUAGUAGUCACUGCAGGGUUACAGUGCACUUAUAAAAUAGUCUGAUGCUGUCCUGGAGCAUUGAAGAAAUCAGGGGUCUCGUAUUCCUCAUUUGGUAAUGAUAUGUCUCAGUUUAGAUAUAAGAAAUUUUUCACAGAACUUAUCUGCAAAGGACAACCAAUUUCAGACGGGAAAAUUGGAACAAGAUAACAUGUUGGAGAACACUGCUUUCAUUCAAGACUUUGCUUGUUCCAGCCUGGCUACAGCUUUUACGAUUUUUCUCAGUCGCUUGAGGCAAGUGGCUACAACCUGUUGCUUUCCUCUCUUUUUUCCCCUCCUUAAAAACAUAGCUGUAAUGACAUUACAUCCAUGUUAGAGGAAUGGAAUUCAAAGCCGGGGUACUCCAUUCUCAGGCUAACUAAUAACUGGUAGAAAUUUUUUCUGUAGAGUAGCACAUAUGAUCGCCCUAUCCUGUAUAGGGCCCCAGAAUAAAAUUAAAUGUUUUUUCACAUUAUAUAAAAUCACUGUUUUGUUUCAGGUGGCUUAUGUAAAUAUAUACUUCAGUUGCAGGCAUGCAUAUUUUAUUACAAUAAGUUUAUUUUCUUGCCUGUCAACUUCCACACAUUAUUUUCAUUUGAUACAACUAUUAUUUUAAACUACAGAGCUUAUUUAUUGAAAGGAAGUUCAGUGGGUGUACUUAUGUUUCCAAAGUAUUACUCAGAUUUGAGACAUUUCCUGACAUUAUCAUCAAUAAUGUGUAUGUUUGUUUAUUUCACAAAACAAUUUUGCUUUUCCACUCUUAAAUAUGUACUAUAGAGUGUAUGUCCAGUAAUUGUGUGUCCACUUGUAAAUUAGGAAUGGCUGGUUCUAUUUCAGCCACACUUACACUACUGUAUCAGUUCUUACAUAACUAAUGAGAUGAGAAUAAAAGUUUCCGUAAAAUUGUCAUUCAAGUUUA